CAGGUUCGCGUGGCUCAGCCCCACACAGAAGCAGCAGCAGCAGCACACGGAGACACAGAGAGAGACAGCCCCGACAGCCCUACACAGAGACACACAGAGGCAGCAUCAGCAACAGUCCCACACAGAGAGAGGCAGCCCCACACAGACACACAGAGAGAGGCAGCCCCACACAGAGGCGACGUGAUACCCGGUCGGGUAGGCUCCUCUUUCUUAUUCUUCAUCACCCUCGUCGUAUCUCACAGACCAGGGCAUCUAUAGCCGUGUCAACAGUAAGACGAAGACACACAAUUGGAGAGUUGACGCGUUUAGAAUCUCGUUCCACCAGCCGCUGAAGAUUGGAAGCGUGCGCGGUGCCCUCGUCGGAAACGCAACGAAAGUGCUGCAGCAACUGGUCGUCUGGGCGUCUCACACGCGGCGGUGGCGGUGGCGGCACGCCGAGUCACAGCCAGGGGAGGCGAGGAGACAGAUUCAGCAAAGUUUGUUGAGUUUAUUAUCAUUCUUCUUCUGCAAGAGACGAAGAUGAAGCUCGUGCCCGCACCCCGGCGCUGCCGCGCUGCUGCCGCUGGUGGUGGUGGGUGGCCGGAGAGGUGCGAGGUCUAAGUUGGAGUCCGCGCCGCCGCUGGUGGUGGUGGUGCUGCUGGUGGUGGUGCCGGUGGUGGUGGUGCUGCUGCUGGUGGUGGUGCCGGUGGUGGUGGUGGUGCCGGUGGUGGUGGUGCCGGUGCCGGUGGUGGUGGUGCUGCUGGUGAAGGUUUUGGUUCUUGGAGGAGGGACAACGUGGCGUUUGAGACGUCUCAAGUGUACCGCGCAGACACCGUGCGACCUGGACUCGCGCCGCUCACGCUGCGGCGUAUGAGGGCUUGCACCGCGGCGCUCAACCAGGCGCGAGGAUCAACACGGGAGCGACGCGCAUCCGUCUGUAACUCACCGCUUGCAAGCGAUGAGCCUUUGGGGGGGACACGAGCUUGGCACUUAGGGAAUUAAAGCACGUGGAUCAUGACUGCACAAGCAAGUUUCACCCAAACAACGUGGAACAACGUUUUUUUUUAAACGCAUUGAAAAGGCUACCACAGUAAAAUUUACGACUCCAUGAAUUUGCCAUCCCUUCAAAGGCAGCUGGGACAGUCGCACGGCGUGGAGAGGGGCGGUAGCUACCUCAUCAAGUCGAAAAAGGCUGCCGCUGGCGCCUUGGCAGGCACACCCGGCCGCAGCGACAGCUUUUACCUGCGCAACAACGGCGUCCCCAAGAUGGGCACGCGCGCCUGGGUCUCCCCGUACGGCGCCGCGUGGGACGGGCGGGGCGGCGGUGUCACCAGCGACAAGCGCGGUAGCGCCGAGAACGUGUUUGGCGACGACAAGGUGGACCCCAGCACUGCUCCCACGCUGUCCACGCCGUCGUCCGCCAAGGGGGAGCGGGGGCUCACUGUUCCCGUGCGCCGCUUCCGAGACUCAUCGGAGGGGCGCAGGCGGCCAAUACCGUUUCAGUCGGACGGAUUUGCGCAUCAGCAACAUCAGCAGCAGCCCCUGCGGCACCGCAGCAGCAGCGACGUGGCGCUGAGCGAGAUGGACGGCGACGGUAACAUCACCAUCCACCCGGGCGCGGUGAACCCCAACACGGGCGUUUCUCUGCGGCGUGAGUACGGCAGCACGUCGUCCAUUGACAGCCGCUCGGCCUCCAACGCCGCCGCCGCCGGUGCCGGCAAGCAGUGGUUCUUGGGGGGCAGCAGCGGCAGCAUCGGCAAGGCCAAGUUUGCGGACCUCUUGAGGGUCGGCGAUGCCUUGGCCGCAUCCACCCUGUCGGUGAGUCAGCACGAACUCGACGACGGCAGCUCGGAGGAGGCGCGUGAGGGCCGAGGAGGAGGAGGCGGUGGUGGUAGCAAGUCGCGGCGGAAGGACAAGUGGGAGCGGUCGCUGAAGCGCCGCUCUAAGUCGGAUGUGGGCGAGGCCUCCAUCUUCCACAAGCUGCGCACGGGAAAGUCGGACUCUGACGGGACGGUGCGGGAAAAUGGCGAAAAGGCGGACGAGGCCGGCGCCGCCACCGUGGGGGCGACGGCGGCGGCAGCCUCGGAGCGCCGCUCGUGGCGCUGCCCCAAGUGCUUUGGGCACUACGACGUGCAGAGCGUGAAUUUCGACCUGCGCUCAUCGGGCCAGGGCCAGCAGGGCUCGGCGCAGCAGAUCAAGAACAUGAGCACGGGCGCGUCGGCCGCCUCGCUGUCGGCCAAGACCGUGGCCAUGAUGGUGGCGGCGUCGGCGGCGAGCGGCUUCAGCUCGCCCGGCGGUAGCACGGAGGAACUGGACGCCGCCCGCGACGAGCCCGGGGCGCAGGCGGCCGACGCGGGCGACGGCAAGGGCAACGAGCUGGUGCAGAGCUGCCCGUUCUUCCGCAACGACUUGGGCGGGGAGGUGGAGAGGCAGAUCAGCCUGUCACGGGCGAGCGUGGGGCUGGGCGCGACGGGCCGCGCGGCCGAGGCACUGCUGCACCUGGGCCCCACCAACGCCAGCGUCUCCGUGCUUGAGGGCUGGAGCACGGACGAAGGCCUGCGCAGGGGCGACAGGGUCAAGCGCUACGUCAUCGAGCAUGUGGACCAGGGUGCGCGCUACUACCGGGACUACUUUUUCGGCAAAGCAGAGCAUCAAAACUACUUUGGCAUGGAUGAGAACUUUGGGCCGGUGGCUGUGAGCAUUUGUCGGGAGAAGAUGGAAGAUGCGAAGGACAGCACACAAGGCCCCCAGUACAACUACCGCAUCAUCGUCCGGACCAGCGCGCUGACCACGCUGCGCGGCUCCCUGCUGGAGGACACGGUGCCGUCGUGCUCAAAGACCGGCACGGUGCGGGGGCUGCCGCUGCGCGACGUGCUCGAGUACGCCGUGCCCGAGCUGCAUGUCUCCUGCCUCCGGCUGGGACAGAACACGCCGCGCGUCACCGACCAGUUGCUGUGCCUCGACGAGCAAGGGCUGAGCACGCACCACAAACUGGGCAUCAUGUACUGCAAGGCCGGCCAGAGCACGGAGGAGGAGAUGUACAACAAUGAGAACGCGGGGCCAGCAUUCGACGAGUUCCUCGACCUGCUGGGCACGCGCGUUCGCCUGCAGGGCUUCGACAAGUACCGCGCGCAGCUCGACAACAAGACGGAUUCGACGGGGACUCACUCCCUCUACACGCAGUACCGCGAUUACGAGAUCAUGUUCCACGUCUCCACCAUGCUGCCGUACACUCCCAACAACAAGCAGCAGCUGCUGCGCAAGCGACACAUUGGCAACGACAUCGUUACCAUCGUUUUUCAGGAGCCAGGCGCACUGCCAUUCACUCCGCGCCACAUCCGCUCACAGUACCAGCACGUGUUCAUCGUGGUGCGUGUGCAGGACCCUUGCACGGACAACGUUUCUUACAGCGUGUCGGUGGCGCGCUCAAAGGACGUGCCGUCGUUUGGGCCGCCGUUCCCCAACCGAGCGCGAUUCCCCAAGUCGCCGGCAUUCCGCGAGUUCCUGCUGAGCAAGGCGAUCAAUGGCGAGAACGCCGCCUUCAAGGCCGACAAGUUCCUGGCGAUGGCGACGCGCACGCGGCUCGAGUACCUGCGCGAGCUGGCCGAGCACCACGCGACGGGCACCGCCCUCGCCGACGCUUCCGCCUCCACCAAACUCGGCGCUCUCAUCUCGCUCGGCGGCAAGCGGCGCGAGAAGACGGCGGGGCGGCCCGGCGCCGAGAUCGCCGAGAUGCCAGGGGCGCUCGCCUGGCCCGUGGUGGCGCAGGACCUGGCUCGCGCCUGCGAGCUCGACUGCUGGCUAGCGGUGUCGGGGGCGCGGGCGGCGCUGAUCGACCGCGCCGUGCGCACUGUCGUGUUCCACGUGCCCGGCAGGGACGUGCUGGGGUGGACGAGUGGCGCGAGCAGCGUGAAGCUGUUCUACGGGCGCGGGGAGUGCGUGCUGGUGAGCCGAGCCGAGCCCGAGGAUGUCCGUGACAUCACACUGCGGCUGCAGCGCACGACGAACGGGUGCGAGACAGAGGAGCUCACGCUGCGGCGCAAUGGCCUGGGCCAGCUGGGCUUCCACGUGAACGCAGAGGGCGUCGUUGCCGAGGUGGAAGCCUACGGCUUUGCGUGGCAAGCCGGCCUGCGGCAGGGCAGCCGCCUCGUGGAGAUCUGCACCGUCGCCAUGGCCACGCUGAGCCACGAGCAGAUGAUUGACCUCCUGCGUACGUCCGUCACCGUCAAGGUGGUGGUGGUUCCGCCCCUGGAGGAUGGGAAGCCACGCAGGGCCCAAUCCGAGCAGCACCGACCGCCACCGAUGGAGUACAAGACCAACGCGGACUCGGCCGCCACCGCCGCCUCCGCCCUGGACUACCGGCCCCCCUAUCGGGGGGCCAAGCCUUGGAUGCGCGUGGACGGAGGGGGGCCGUCCACCUCGGGGGGUGGUGCGGGGGCGGCCGUUGGCCUCAGGGCCAGAGGUCCCGUCCCCACCUCUGGCUUGGCCCGGCCUCAGGCCCUGCAGCAGCAGCCGGGAAUGGCGGCGCUGACACCGAGCGGGGCCGACCACAUCCGGACGUUUGCCAUGAAAGGACCGGGUUUGGCUGCGGAGAGCUCUCCGCUUUGGGUGACGGCAUCCGAGUUGAGCCAAGGAUACCGGUACUACACCGGCGACAGCAUGGCCAACCGGGCGAGGCCACCUCAGGACCGGUUUGCGCCCAUCCAUCCUGCCGAGGUGAAUUCGCACGAGCGACAGGGGUCACAUGACUACACGGACACCUCCAGACGACACAAGGAGGUGGCCUCGGUCCAGACGAAGCCUUCUGGAGUCGACGUGAUGUGGGCGAGCGGCAUGGGCAGCCGUGGACCCGGCCAGUCGAUGCGGCCGGUGCGCCGGGAAGUUGCGCCGGCGGCCGACUCGCCUAGCCGGCAGACGCAGGGAACGGACUCGUACUACUCCAGCCCCUCGAGCAGCAACACGCUGUCGAGCACUGCGUCGAGCCGGCACAGCGACGAGCGCUGGUACGGAUCGGGCGACCCCCUGGAGCCCGAGGGCGGUGGCGGUGUCGGGGGCGGCGGCACCGGCACCGGCGGCAGUGGCGGCAGUGGCGGCAGUGGCGGCAGUGGCGGCGGCGCUACCGUGGGUGGCGGAGCGACCGGCGUGGGUCCUGGCCAGGGCCGAUCGGGCCACCGUGGCUUUCCACAACACCACCACACCCCGGGCGCAUCCACGGACAGCGGCAUUGACUUGCCGCCGCCGACAUCGUCGCGACCCGGCACCGUGUCGUCUGGAGGCGGGGCGUCAUACGCCAGCCCCGCGGGGCGGCCCACACCUACCUCGCAGAGGGGGCCGGCGGGAGACGGCGGUGGCGGCAAAGUGUGGGCUGUCGUUACAGAGGGAGGGCCCCCGUGCAUCCGGGAAGUGACUCCAGAGGGGACGAGUGUCACCGAGCUGGACUGGGACAUGCAGCACCGCGCCGCUGAUUGGCCGCCAUCCACCGUCGCCCACAACCACAGCAAGAGUUCGUCGUCUGACAGCUCCCGCUCCACACUGGUGGCGCCCGCACAGCAGCCACCGGCGCCGUCAGGUAGCACAAAGGUCCCCACGUCCCGCAAGGCUUCGCCGGGGCAGCACCAGACCUCGAGGUUGCCCAGCGACAAGGACGGGCAACGGAGGUUGCAGUGCGAGGCGGGGGCUCUGAGUAAGACACGGCUGCGUGCGUCCGUGCGUGACCUGAGGUCGCCGAAGCGCGCCCCGGCACAGUCCAAGGUGGUGGAGGAUCUGCUGAAGCUCAUCGCCCCCGAGAGCCCCGCGCCCUCGCCCUGCCCAGAAAAAGAGCGACGGCUGUCCCUGCCACGCAGCCCGCUGACUCCCCCGCUGGGACGCCCAUUGCAUCGCACGCUGUCGGACGAGAGCAUCUGCAGCGGGCGGCGCAACCCGACGCUGGCCGGCGCCCGCGAGUACGGCGGUGUUGAGUUGAGCGCGUCGAGCGAGGGCUUCUACCUCCACCACCAGCACCACAGUGGCGGGUCACUCACACCGCCAACAGCACCACAGCGACGCUCCAUGCCGCCGCUCACGCUCGACAGCCCCCAGAGGAUGGGAGGGCCGCUACAGGUGUCGGACUCGAUGAUGUCGCUGCGCAGUGCAGCGGCGCCCCCGCUCAGGGAGGCUGGGCUUCUGCCGCUGCCAGACUCGGCGACGGCGCUCGAGUGGGCCAACCUGGUCAGCGUGGCGCGGCAAUACGAAGCCACGCAGGGCGUUAUCGGCGGAGUCGGAGCCGGUGGCGGAAUCCGACCCCGCGACCUCCCCGUAUCGUUUGGACCCAACGACGGCCGGGCCCAGCUCCCGAGAGGCUGGCACCAGUCGUCGCCAACCAAAUACCCGCCAACUUUGCUUGCGUUCUACAGGAGUCGCUUCGCAUCCCCGGAAUCGGAUAUUUCGCCGGGCGCCCUGGCCGGAAAGGUGGACCACCUGGAGGUGAUGCUACAGCGUCUUCAAGACGACCUGAAAAAGGAGAAGGAAUUCAAGACGGUGCUGCAGAGCGAGGUGCACUACCUGCGCCGGGACAACCAGCGGCUCCAGGAGGAAUCGCAGGUCGCUGCACAGCAGAUGCGAAAAUUCACAGAGUGGUUCUACAACACCAUCGACAGGAAGUGAUGUCAUGUCUGUUGCAACAGAAGGGGACUUCGUUCCAAAGAAACAGGAAGUUAUUUCGUUUAAAAAAAGGCAACGGAAAGUUACGGCUUUGCAAAGACAUUGUGGAAUGAGUGACAGUGGCGAGUAUGGAAUAAAUAUCUGGUGGCGAUACAGGAAGUGUGACGAUGUAAGACAGGAAGUAACAUCAUCAUCUGCUGGAAACAGAAAGUGCAAUGCGGGUGAGACUAGCAGCGGCAGACUGACACAAUUCGAAUGAUUAUACUUUAAAGGACCAGAUGAUUGCCUAUAUUAAUGACUUACAAAACAGUGCUACGUACUUAAUCAAAUAGCAUGGUCGCACAAAACGGUCUUCAGUAGAAAAUACAGAUUCUCAGCCGUUGUAAAGUCAACCGCUGGUGAUUCGAAGAUAACGGAGGUUAGUGGAGACUAAAACAGCAAGUGACAUCAUUGCGAAACCAAAUCUCCAAUUUUCAGAAACCCGAUGGCAUGAGGGGGGAGCUUGGCUAUUAUGAGCCAGGAUAUGUUAUUGUCAAGCAAUGGAGAAACUGGAAUGAAAAUGCAUGAUUGAGCCAAUGCUUAAUAUCAUCUCACAGCACCCCAUUUUUCCGAUUAUUGAUCUUCAAGUGGCGCACAAGAUUUAAAAUCCCAUUGCACCGUUGUGAUAAUGGUGGUGAAGAAUCAUUCACAAAUAAAUAUGAAAAGUUGACUGACCGUCUUGUGUGCUACAUCGGAAGAAGCCUCGGAGUUAAAAUCUAAUUCUUGACUCAACAUCUUCAGAUGCUGAUUGAAGUAACGGGGAAUCAAGAGGUUUUGAAUGAUCAGAACAUGAGAAUUCAGUUGAAAGUAGCACUGUGUUUAAGUGGACAAUGGAAUUGCGGGUGUGCACACGUGUACAUUUUAUGAGGCCAGCAUCAUUAACCUAUAAAUUGACCAAAUGAGGCAAUGGUGGCCGGAUUUUGUGAGAUGCUUCAGAACGUUACCUCUAGGAUCUGUAUUAUAGCUCUGUUGAGUACGUGAUUCUAUGAACUUGAGAUUGAAUUAGUCUUUGGCAAAACAUUUUCAUUUACUGUAAUUUGUAAAUACUGUACUGUCCUUAUGUCUUCUUUUGGUUUAAAACCAAAUAUGUAUUGGUGUGCAUUUUUUUCCAUCAGGGUUAGGUUAUGAAUGAAAAAGGAUCUGUUUGACUUUUUUUUAUUCAAUCAUUUGUUUCAUGUAAGUUCGUUUAUUGAUGUGUAAAGUAUCAUUUAAAAUAUAUAUAUAAAUUCAAUAUUGUAAUGUUAAUUUUUGGCAGCUCGUAUAUACCAUCUAGUUAUCAAUAAAAAGAGUAAGUUUCUGCUCUGUGAAAA
Lethenteron reissneri (Far Eastern brook lamprey) is the source of this 7967-nucleotide messenger RNA. RefSeq names its product signal-induced proliferation-associated 1-like protein 1. Lineage: Eukaryota; Metazoa; Chordata; Hyperoartia; Petromyzontiformes; Petromyzontidae. Gene Ontology annotation, cellular component: cytoplasm. Gene Ontology annotation, molecular function: GTPase activator activity; protein binding. The record is from RefSeq and is a predicted model, not a curated record. Gene Ontology annotation, biological process: regulation of small GTPase mediated signal transduction.